AUGUCUACCUUCGAUAAUCACUCAGAGAAUACGAUGAACAUUGAUGCUUGUUAUUUCGACCCCAUGCUCUCUGGGUUCUUCUCGUUCUCUGCAAGUUUUCUUGGUGUCCCUCUAGCCACUGUUGAGCUUGCAGGGUACUUGGCACUGGGCCAUCAGCCCAUUGUUUUGCCUCUCUACUGUCCGCCUGUCAGUCUUGACAUUCUCAAGCAACAGUUGUGUCUGUUCGCAUAUCUGCAAACCCCGAUGGUGCAUAGUACAGCAUACGAGUUACUACCAAGCACCGAGGUCCCGGUGUAUGUUUUAGCGCUGCAAGAAAUUGCUGCGCCGUUCUUGAACUUGCUGUGGCUGAAAGGUAGGGCAGGCAAUGAUGAGAUGCUGCACGGCAUCUAUAACUAUGUUGGUGUGGGCCAGGUCGACCAACCUUCGACCAUCAUCCAUCUCGCGCAAUUUCCUCUCGGGUACCAACACCUUCUGGAUGAAGGGGCAAUCGACAAAUCAGAGUCCAUCCUCCAGACUACCUGGGUCGAGUCGUCAGCCAUGACCUCAGCGCCAGGAGUUGAGCGGCAGGUCCGUACCAAGAAGGUUAAGGCUGAACAUAGCCUCCACAGAAUCAUGGGGGCUUGUCCAAACUGGUGCAAGUCCCUCGCAUACCUGCGUAUCUUUCUGAGGAUCUUUAUAUCCUGCGGUCACUCCGACAAUCCUCACCUUCUCACUAAUGCCGAUUAUGGCGAACGCAGACUUGAGCUCAUUCGCAGUCUCUGGCCUGGGUGCUUAGAUCGUGCAAACAUCACUUCCCAUGAUUUGGAAAUGGUGCUAAGCAAAGACUCCAAGCUUCCGAUGACACACAACGAAGUAUUGGCACUCGCGAGUCCGUGGAUCACGCAGUUUCUCUAUGAUAACCGUCGGGUGAUCAGCUACGCUAUGAACGACGCUUGCAUCUUUGGGCUCGGCAACUUCUUUGGCUUGACUCUAAAGCACAGCAUCUUGACCCUCCUGCAGAUGUUCACGCGGCCGCAUGCACAUUUGCUCCCAAUCCGAAUUAAUGGGUUUUACGCCUUCUUGAUCCAUCAAGCAGCAAGGGAGAUGGUUUAUCAUAUCGCGUACAGGACAACCACAACAAAUCGUAUUCGUCUCACUAUCGCCGAUCUGGGGCCAGCUAUCUUUAGACACGCUGCCCACUUGCCAGUAGAUUUUUUGGCUUUGGUGGGGUCGUGUUGCUACCAAUCAUUCCUUACAAAGCUCGUGAGCAUUUGGGGUACCGCAGAGGCCAUGCCACACUAUCCGCCUGUGAGCCAAGUGCACAGUGAACUCCGCGAGACUGCUGUAAUGCUCCUCCAGCAAGAUCAAGACCCUGACAUUGCCAUAUUCAUGACUCAAAUGAGAGCUUUGUGCACUCUCACUUCCCCCGUUCCUUUUACAUUCGAAACGUCUUCCUACUCUCAUUUUCUUGGGAUUGAACAGACUGAGACAGCCAUGAUAUGUUGGCUCCAGAAACAGGGGCAUGACACUCUUCCAGAGUCCCUCUUUGUCACAGCUUCUGUGCUGUUUGGAUGGAUUGACUCCCACGAUCUCAUAGCUCUCCUUGACGUGAGCCUCAGGGAGGUCGCAAUGCAGCUCGAGCGAGAACAUGACUGUUGUAUCAUAUCCUGUUCGCAAGGGAGAUGUUGGUUGGAGGACAGGAUGCACCGGGCUCAAACUGAAAUCUCAUUGUUUAGUACUGCUAUUGCUAACUUGUGCGAAGAGUUGGAACGUAGAAGUUCUCCAGAAUGUCCAAAGAAGCUACCCACAGUGGGUGAUGUCACGUGUAUAACAUAUGUAUCGCCCAGCCCGGUCAAUUUCGAUGAUGUCCGACCUAUACAAUACGCAACGCCCAGCCCGGUCAUGCCCAAAUGCGAUGUACGAGACAAAUGCAACACAUGGCUUCUUGUGUUGCAAGGCAAUGGUCUGGAUGAUUCUGACACAAGCCGAAUACCAUUCGGUUCUCCACGUCCAGAAGCUGUUCAUUUCCAUGAAUACCUUACAGGGCCUGACGAUCAAUUUCUCUCCCUACCUCGCUUGUUGAAAACAUGGGUCAAUAACACCACAUAUCGUGCCUACAUAAGUGCAUCCUUGGCAGAAUUCAAGCCCUCGUGCAAUAGCGAUGGCUUCAAAACAAAGGAAUGCAAGAGUCUGGUCGUCCUCAAAUCCGAUAUUCAUAUCCUGGGCCUGAAGAAGCAGCGUGCGCAGGUCGAGGUGGAGAUGCUUUCUGAAGCUAUAGCCCGUAUGUCUGAGUUCGAGCACACCGAUGAUGGUGUAUCUUCCGGAAGUUCAAUGGCGUGUGCAUCACGUCUGCCUGAAAACGAUGUGGGCUCGUUCGAUGAUUGGCUGUCGACUUCAUAUGCCUCUUCUGACAUAUCGUCACUCAUGUGA
Messenger RNA from Suillus plorans, 2409 nucleotides. RefSeq lists its product as uncharacterized. The transcript has 16 exons. NCBI's taxonomy places the organism in Eukaryota, Fungi, Basidiomycota, Agaricomycetes, Boletales, Suillaceae. The coding region runs from base 1 to 2409 and encodes 802 amino acids. The record is from RefSeq and is a predicted model, not a curated record.